Messenger RNA from Apodemus sylvaticus (European woodmouse), 261 nucleotides. It is a transcript of the gene Prlh, whose product is annotated as prolactin releasing hormone. Lineage: Eukaryota; Metazoa; Chordata; Mammalia; Rodentia; Muridae. Gene Ontology annotation, molecular function: prolactin-releasing peptide receptor binding; neuropeptide hormone activity. The transcript is spliced from 2 exons. The record is from RefSeq and is a predicted model, not a curated record. Gene Ontology annotation, biological process: G protein-coupled receptor signaling pathway; response to peptide hormone; feeding behavior. Bases 1 to 261 code for a protein of 86 amino acids.
AUGGCACUGAGGACCUGGCUUCUGUGCUGGCUGCUGCUGGGCUUAGUUCUCCCAGGAGCCUCCAGCCGAGCCCACCAGCACUCCAUGGAGACACGCACCCCUGACAUCAAUCCUGCCUGGUACACGGGCCGUGGGAUCAGGCCUGUGGGCCGCUUCGGCAGGAGGAGGGCUGCCUUGAGAGACAUCACGGGACCUGUCCUGCGUAGCCGGCUAAGCUGCCUCCCACUGGAUGGAAGUGCCAAGUUCUCUCAGCAUGGAUAA